UCAUCGCCCUCUGGACUCCCACAAGGAGACAUUUUCCACAAUCCUCUUCACUCCCUCACCUGAACUGUGUUUGUUAUUAUCCUCACCUGACAGUCAUCACCCUCAUCACUCCAUUGAUACCCUGCUGUUCUCUUUGUCUUGGUUUAACUGCUGACACAAUCACAAUGGCUAACUCCCCCCAACGUCAGUGCUCCAUCUGUAAAAAUCUGAAAAAAGAUUUAGUCACCAAGAGCUGUGGACACACCUUUUGCAAGGGCUGUCUGUGUCAUCAGGUAGACACCAGUGAUCCACAGUGUCCCCACUGCCUUGAGGUUCUUCAACGGGCGCAGAUGGAUGACCAGAGUCUCUUCACUGGUAAUAAAGGUGAAAUCCCUUGCAACAUCUGUGAAGAAAACCGUCCGUUCAUAGCUGUGAAGUCCUGCUUGACCUGUUUACUCUCAUACUGUGAGCAUCAUCUGAAGCCGCAUCAGUCUAUGGGGAGGCUGAAGGGUCAUAAACUAGUAAAACCAGUGGAGAGAUUGGAUGAGAGAGCAUGCAGUGUCCAUGGCAGACCACUGGAUCUCUACUCUACCCAAGACAAACGCUGCAUCUGUGCCUUAUGUGUGAAACCUGGUGUAGAUGUCAUACCUGUGGAGACAGAGAGACAGAGGAGAGAGGUCGACCGGCAAAAUACUAUUAAAAAGUUGGAAAGUAUGAUCAGUCAGAGAGAAAAAAAACUUGAGGAUCUUCAAAACACAGAGUCAAAAGAUCAGGCUGAGAUAAACAGAGAGCAGACAGAGAUAAGGGGGGUGUUUUCUGCAGUGAUGGAUGCUGUGAGGAGAGCUGAGAAGGAGCUGCAUGCUCCUCUAGAGGAUGGAAGAAGGAGUCUGGAAGAGGAGAUGAAAGUGAAGGCGCAGCAGGUUCACAAGGACAUCGAAAAGUAUACAGAAAUCAUUGACCGUUUGAAUCAAACUAAGAAUGAAGACGACGACAUCUUAUUUCUCCAGUCGUAUCCAUCUGUGCCUGCUGAAUUCAGAGAUGAUCUGAGAGUUUCUAUUGACACUGAACUAAACUUUGGCUCCAUGAGAAAUAUAACCGCAUCUGUUUUGACUUCUAUUAGGACUGAGCUGGAGAAUCUUUGCUCUUUUGAAAUGAGAAGAAUUCAGAGUUGUUUAGUGGAUGUGACUCUGGAUAAAGAAACCGCACAUCCAGCUCUGGAAGUGUCUCAAGAUGGCAAAACUGUAAGAGGCAAAGCAAACGCUCAUGACAUCCCAGGUGCCCCCAAUCAAUCCGGUCUGGUGUCUGGAGUCCUGGGAAGGUUUCAGAUCAAGUCUGGAAAAGCAUUCUGGUUAGUGGAGGUGGGACCGAAAACAGACUGGGAACUGGGUGUAGUGAGAGAAAAUGCAAACCGGAGAGGCACGGUCUCCUACAAACCCAAUGAAGGUUAUUGGGUCAUUGUGUUCUGUGGUCCAAACACGUAUGGAGCUUAUGAAGAAAAUCCCAUUCAUCUGCAUCUCUCCACCAAACCUAAGAAGGUGGGAGUGUUUGUCGACUAUGAGAGCGAUCUCAUCUCCUUCUACAAUAUGAACGAUCUGUCACAUAUUCACACAUUCACUCAGUGUAGAUUCAAUGGAACCAUCCGUCCGUAUUUUAAUCCUCUCAAUAAAGAUUCAGAUCCAAUGAUCAUUACACAGUAAAUACCUACAUAUAAAUGAAAGUUACUUAAUAUUAUGGAACAAAGUAUAGUGUAUCAAAAUAUCAUGGUGAUCGGAGGACUUCUUGUGGGAUUAUAGUAAUAGUGAAUAGAGGACAGUUUGUAUGUAAUCAUAUAUUUUAAAGUGAUGAGUGACUAUUAGAAUUGUAUUGUAAGCUUCCUUUCUUUAUAUCUGAAUCUUUUUAAAUGUUAAGUGACUUUUAUGUAAACUAAAUGACUUAUGUAUGGAAUAAACUUCAUAAAUUAACUUGUCUUGACCUGCUUAGAUUUAAGUAAUAUUAUUAGUUGGGUAAAAAUGAAAUGCUUAUUUUUUUCUGAGGCUUGUUCUACAGAGU
This is a messenger RNA of Paramisgurnus dabryanus, 2028 nucleotides long. NCBI's taxonomy places the organism in Eukaryota, Metazoa, Chordata, Actinopteri, Cypriniformes, Cobitidae. The record is from RefSeq and is a predicted model, not a curated record.